ACCGGUUUCGACGCAACAGCAUCGAUAUUAUUCAUUUUCAUCUCGACUAUUAUCCCUAGGUCCAAGUGACUACGAGAAUGGUGACAGCGUAUGGUAGCGGCUGGUAGCGGCUGUCGUGAAUGGGCGGCCAGAGUGCAACAUGGCGGACUGCGAGUCGGAGGUGCACCGCUUGCCAGCCGUGAACCAGGACAGCAGUACGAGAAACGUAGCGGCGGCCGUGACAAUGGUGAACAACAACGCGCGCGUACCACAGCAUCCGCCGGCUGCCGGGCCAGAUAAGGACCCGGUCGGCCAAGGGCCGCGAUGUGUAACGAUCUACAAAACGGAGACGGGCUUCGGGUUCAACGUACGCGGCCAGGUCAGCGAGGGUGGACAACUGCGAAGCAUCAACGGCGAGUUGUACGCACCGCUGCAACAUGUCAGCGCGGUGCUACCGCGGGGUGCUGCCGAGAAGGCCGGUGUCCGCAAAGGCGAUCGUAUCCUGGAAGUGAACAACGUCAAUGUCGAAGGCGCCACUCAUAAGCAGGUGGUGGAUCUGAUCAAAUCAGGCGGCGAUGUCCUCACCCUGACUGUCAUUUCCGUGACGCCGCAGGAAGCGGAAAGAUUGGAGCCCUGCGAAGAUCUGAGUUACGCAUCGGUAGAUUACAGCGAGAAGCGAUCUCUGCCCAUCAGCGUGCCGGAUUAUCACGUCCGCGAGAGGAAGCACGAGCGUUAUGUAGUCUUCAACGUCCACAUGGCUGGCAGGCACUUGUGCUCGCGUCGAUAUCGGGAAUUCGCGGCGUUGCAUAUGGCACUGAAGAAGGAGUUCAUAGGGUUCAACUUCCCGAAACUACCGGGAAAAUGGCCAUUCCAAUUGAGUGAGCAACAACUUGACGCAAGAAGACGCGGUCUGGAGCAGUAUUUGGAGAAGGUCUGCGCAGUACGCGUGAUAGCGGAAAGCGAUGCUAUGCAAGAAUUUUUGACGGAUCGACUGGAGGAGGAUGGCGAUCAAGGUCCAGCGGUUGAUCUCAAAGUUUUGCUACCUGAUCGCGAAGUCGUCACCGUGACUGUUCCCAAGGCGGCGUCCGUGAAAGACGUCUACGACGCAGUUUGUUGCCGAGUAGGCUUGGACGCAGAAACCGCGAAAUACUUUUACCUAUUUGAGAUUGUCGAAUACAAUUUCGAGAGAAAGCUGCAACCUCACGAACACCCGCAUACUUUGUACAUUCAAAAUUAUUCGACUGCCAGCGCAACAUGUUUGGCGAUAAGGAGGUGGCUUUUCACUGUAAAUAGGCCUCUGAGUGAACAGGCAUUGACUUGGAUAUUUUGGCAGACGAUUGACGAAGUGAAUAGAGGUCACAUAACUGCUGGAGAAAGGCUGUAUCAAUUGAAAGCUCUACAGGAUGCAUCGAGAAAGCACGAGUAUUUAAAAUUAGCGAGAGAACUCAGUGGGUACGGCGACAUUGUAUUUCCACAUUGCGCGUGCGACUCAAGGAAAGAGGGCCACGUGGUACCAGCAGUGGGCAUGGCGACCUUCAAGUUGCAUGCCGCGAAGGAAGACGGUACCCUGGAGUCACAGGUGGUCGAAUUUCAAUGGAGCACCAUCACCCGGUGGGAAGUGGACGAGGAUGGAAUGGCAUUCUGCUUCCAAUACACGCGCCAGGACAAUCGUCCACCCCGUUGGCUCAAGGUCUUCACUCCUUACUAUACGUUCCUCUCGGAUUGCUUCGAUCGAAUAGCCGAAGAAGCGAAAUGGGAUGACCCAGGGGAAUGACGUAACGUACGACGCUAAGAGGUAUCCAGUGUAACUUUUGAGAGUCCUUUCACGGGAUAUCUCGCACUCAUCUCUCCGUAGUCAAAAUUUUUUCUUAUUAGAAUUAGGAUAGUCUUUAGAAAUGGUUAACAUAGUACCUUUAGCAUAUCAAAUUUUUUCAUCUGUUAGCUUUGCCGAACGUUUCCAAUGCUGUACACCGAGAGAGCCCACCGUCAUCAUUGGAAAAAUAAAACGUGUGCGAAUGUAGAUACAUAUACAUCCCAGUGAAACAGUGCUGUUAUUAGAGAAACAAAAUUCGAUGGAUUAUUGCGACGCUCGCAAGUAAUCUGGAACGAGAACGAAAUGUGAUGUAAAAUAUAAACUUGGAUUUAUCAUUGAUGCCACGCUCGUCCAUGAUCUAGUGAGGGAAUCUUGACAUAGAACGGUAUUCAUAAUCCAUUCUUAUUUCAAGAUCGUCUUAAGUAAUAUCUUAAGAUACUAAUACGGUCCUCUUAUUAGUUCGUGACAUCUUAAAACUUAAUUAUUACUUAAGACAGUAAUUAUUAAUUAAACUUAAAUAUAAGAAUGGUCUAUGAAUAUGUAGCUUGAAUUCAGUAUGCAAGAAAAUAAAUCUUUUUUUUUUAUGCAUCGAUAUAGCUGGGACUUUUGUUUUGUCGAUGAAACACGUGCCGUUUUCUCCUUCGUUACGAUGAAAAAAAUCGCGCACGCGAUAACAUAUAAGAGAAUUACAUUAGUGUAUAGAUACAUAGACUAUUACUACGGGGAUACGAUCGUAUCCGCCUAGAGAAACUACCUAUCCUUCUGGCCUAUGAAUUAUUAUGUAUACAGCACGCAACUCGUUUUCUAACGAGAAAAUCGAUCGUCUUAUGUAAAACGUUCCUCCUUCUUCGCCUAACAGACCCGAAACUCUCUUUCAAUGAAUCUGCGUAUCGAUCGUGCGUUUAAAGAACAGAAAUAAUACCCUGUGCAUUUUCUAAUGUGCAAUAUUUUAUAAAUCAAUCAUAAUCUGUCAAUUCGUUACGCAGGAUAUUUUAAAACGAAAGGCGCCGCUUUCGCACGUUUAUGAAGAAUCUCAAUAAUAUCGACAGCGCGUCCAUUUUAUCGCUGUGGUAGGUUUCAUUUUUUGCAAUUAAGAGUUUGUAUAAUGAGAAGCACUAGAAAUCUGAAACGUUUAAGAAAACAGGAAAGAUAGAAACAUAUCAUAUGCAUCAAUGGCUUUAUUAUAAGCAGAACCGAAAAUUCUUGUUUCUUUUCUUCUUUUUAAACUAUCCUGUGUAACAAACGAAUUCCUAAUACACGUGUGGCUACGGCAGGUACCAUAUGUCCCGUAAUCGAUAUAUAAUGUUAUCGAUCAGUCCUCUACACAUUUUGUUAAUUCAUUAGUGUGUAUAGCGUACUAGCGUUGAUAAAAAAUAGAACAAACUGUACAUAUUAACGUUAAAAAUAUAUACUUUUUGAGAAGAAACUUAGUUGUGUACGUGUGUAUGCGUGUGUGCGUUUUGAUAAGAUCAAUAAUUACUUGAUCGCAAGAUUAAUUAUAACUAGGUGUCGUGUUGUGCUGAAAACGAAAUGACGAUCUGAUUAUUACGCGAAAUUGUGAGAGUGAAUCGCAAGUGAACCGGAGAAUAAUUGUAAUAACAAUCGAGGACUAUUUUUAAAUCGAUGUUCUCGAUUCAGAAAUUCUAUCCCGGGCUACUUCCCUUUAAUGAAUUUAUAAAGAUACUGUACAAUAGAAAAUGCAGCAUUAAUGCUCAUCUCCGAUUAUAUAAGCAUGUACGGAAUUUAGUAAAAAAGAAAGAGAAACGUAAAAACUUGGAACAAUAAUGUAAUAAGGUCGCGUGUUUUCCUCUACUAUCUUAUAUGAAGAAAGAAUAACAAUACUCAUUAAUAAUGUUAAAAGAGAUAUUGAUAAUAAUAAUAAUGAGAUAUUAAUUAUAAUAACAGCAAGUAAGAAAAAACAUAAAAAUAAUGUUAGCACUACUCUACGUGUAGCGGGAUUUUGCGAAAGGCCGUAAUACGCGUUUUGGCAUAGAUAUCCACUUAUAGAAAGCGAAUAUAUGCGAGUUCUCACUUGCAUAUUAUAUCCUCAUGAUCAGUCGUUUUCUCUCUUCUUUUGUUAUUUUUUUCCGUUCCUACGUAUGCAUCCUGCCUUCUCGCAGUGCUUAAAUCCACUCGUUCUAAACAUGUCGCUUACUUAACUGCGAGCAGUUUUAGCAGAUAAUAAAUAGAAAGAUAAAUAUAUUAUUAUCGUUAAUGUUUUUAAACUUUAUUCAUGGAGUAUCGAGCGCAUGCGAUGAAUGGGAAAUGUAUGUGGCAACGUAAAAUCCAAAUGAGAGAAAAAAAUAUAUAUAUAUAUGCUUGCGACAGAGCAUAGUUAUGAUACUGUUAAUGAUAAUAGAAAUAUAGAACAUAAUAUAGCGUAAUUAUAUAAUCGAACGCGCGAGUAUCCGAGUGAACACACAUACGAAUCGAUCAACAUACGAUGUGAUAUAUUCGCGCGUGCACCUAGCUAUUCGGUCGAGUGAACAAGACGAUAAUGGUUUCUAUUGUUUUAUCAAUAGAAAGAGAGAGAGAGGGGGGGGGGGAGAUAAAUGUUUUUCGAAGGAACUGUGCAAAAUCUGUGAAUUAGCAAUACGUACGUCCGAAAAUGUUAUUAUUGAUGAUAAAUAAACCUUGAAUGAACCUUCGGGUAAUUAUCUAACGUUUAUAUAAUUUAGCAUCCGCAAACGAAAGAAUUAGUUAAUUACGCAAUUCUGUUGAAUAAUGUAUCUAAAUAAUACUUCCGCACGAUAUAUGUUUCUGAUCUUUUUGAUCAAACGAUAUCGCUGAAAUACGAGAAACUCGAAGGUCUCAUUGGUUAUUAUAUUACCGACAGCAGAAAGAUUCUCUCGAAGUACACAUCGAGACCUUUCUUAUAUUUUAUUGAUCGGUGAAGUAAUCGGACGAAUAAUUUUCGGAUCGGAAGAGAAAGUCUGUGGCAUCACGGAGCAGCCACGUGUUUGAAGAAUGGCAAUAAUAUUUAUAAAAAGACCUGCGUGUGUGUUAAUUGGUAGAGUUAAUUGGUAGUAAGUAUUUUUCGAGAAAAUCGGAGUAAUCGCAGGGAUACGUCCAAGUUGAAUUUGUGACUUCUGAUGCGAAAGAUCUGAAAAUAGUCAAAUUAAUGAUAUUUUGUACAGUUUUGUACAAUUAUCUUUAUCUUGCAGUAUUUUUAUUACGAUUCGGUUAUUGCCUUAUUGCAACUUUAGUGAUGUAAGUUGAACGAAAAUUGUCUUUCAUUUCGAGAAGCUGUUCGAUAAAAGUUUUGCUUACUUUGUUUUAGUCGCUUUUGCGAAAUAUCUCUCACUAGGAAAUUAACUAAUUUGUUAAAUAGUUUAUUAUCUCGUUAAUUAGCGUGUUAACGAGCCUGUCAAACACAGACUGGCGAAUUAGGUAAUAUAAUUUAAUUAUUAUUACAACACCAUAUCAUUACGGUUAACUCUUUAGGCGUUAAUUAAAAUAUUCUGUAUAACCACAUAGUACGUAAUAACAAAUGCUCCAAUUUACCGUAUAACAUCAGUUCGCGAAACAUUUGCUGUAAAACUAUAGUAUUUCGAAUUAGCGAAAGAGGUAUUAUUCGAUUUCUUUAUGAGCCAUUUUAUUGAGAAGCAUAUAAUAAAAACAGAA
Molecule: messenger RNA, 5416 nt
Organism: Trachymyrmex cornetzi
Lineage: Eukaryota; Metazoa; Arthropoda; Insecta; Hymenoptera; Formicidae
Gene: Snx27
Product: sorting nexin 27
Exons: 7
Coding region: 140-1753 (537 amino acids)
Biological process (GO): intracellular protein transport; endocytic recycling; signal transduction
Cellular component (GO): early endosome
Molecular function (GO): protein binding; phosphatidylinositol-3-phosphate binding
Source: RefSeq, a predicted model, not a curated record